Molecule: messenger RNA, 2541 nt
Organism: Cinara cedri
Lineage: Eukaryota; Metazoa; Arthropoda; Insecta; Hemiptera; Aphididae
Source: the annotation of a GenBank genome assembly
AUGGCGGGCUUUCUGUUCAGAAAUCUGUGCGGGCGGUUCCGUCAAUCAGCGCGGAUCGAUAGACGGCUGUCGCCGCGACCACGUUGCGACUUCGUCCGGUACGUCAACGGCACCGGCGGCCACAAUCCCCGCGUUUCGGCGCAAACCGACGUCAGCGCCGCCAAGAAGCCGUCAAUCCGAGUGACGCUGGUGGAGGGCGACGGCCCCGGGCCCGCCGUCUGCGCGGCCGUCCGGAAAAUACUGAAAGCCGCGAAAGUGCCGAUCGAGUGGGACCGGCAGACGGUCCGCGUGCGCCGCGACCCGAUCACCGACCGGAUGGCCGUGAACGCGGAGCUGUUGCAGUCGGCCGCGGACACCCGAGUGGUUUUGCGCGGCCCGGCGACGGCCCCCGCGGACGACGGGUCGCCGGUGUCCACGGCGCUGACGCUACACAAAGCGCUGCGGGCGUCCAUCGGCGUUCAGCUUUUCGCGUCCGUCGAGGGCCACUGUCCGUUCGGCUACCUCAGCAUGGUCAACGUCCGCGACAACGUGUCCGCCGAAUAUUCGGAAAUCGAACACCUCGUAACGCCCGGUAACAGCACACAACGCCGAUAAUGUUAUAGCGCCAGUCACGCGUGCAAAAAGGAUAAUUUCUCAACGUAUUCGGAAAGAGCUGAUACCGGGGACACGGGCGUGCCGCUGUUGUAGGUGGAAAGCUGGGAAGGCGGGAGUGAUACGGUGUGAUCGAUCUAUCAUAAGACGCCCGUCAUAUCGGAAAGUAUUACCGUUUUCCGGAAUUCAUUUCCCGGAAUAUUCAAGAAACGAGCUGCUCCGAGAUUUUUCGUUUGUUAUUUUUCGACGCCCUUAACCAACUGUCUACUUUGGAUUUUCGAACGGCAACCUGUAUUGAACAUAGACGGAGUAUUGGUUGAAAUACAUUUUGGCGUCGACAUUCUCGAUUUCCGUCAAUCCGUUGACGAGAUAUUCCGCUUUCGAGUUCGGGUUGGAGGAGAAUGGCGGUGCAUUAUUGACAACUCUUCUCCAACCCGGACUUAAAAGUGGAAUAGCUCGUCGAUGGACUCGCGGAAAUCAACAAUUUCAACGCCAAAAUGUAUUUUAAAUAAUACUCCGUUCAUACGUGGAAUGUUACAGGUUGCCGUUUGCAAAUCAAAAGUGGCUGGCGGUCUCGCCCCUGAACGAUAGAUAUCUCUCUUACGAUAGAUUGAUCGCCUGUAUAAAUUUAUUCAAUUUGAAUAUCUGGAAGCAACAGUAGACCAUUGCUAACAAAAACCUAUUGGGAGCCAUGUUCGAUUACACGUGUUUUGAAAGUCGGUAAUAUUAACGAUUUCCGUCGAAUUCGAUUUUAAAACUCUUAUGCUUAAAAAAAAAAAAAAUUAAAAAAAACGGCAUUAGACUCAUUUUUUCUUUCGACCACCAUCAAUACGAACGAUAACGAACCCCGGGUUUAGUUUUCAAGCAUUUCUGUUUAGUCUGACAAUUUUAUUCACAGAGCGUGUCCAAAACAAGCAAAAUUAAAACGCCUAUAAACAGCUCAAAAACGGCUCAAACAAUUUUAAACGUCCAAAAACGAAUUUCUUACUCACCAACUGUGUUAUAGGUCUCCUUCCGUUUUUCCAAUUGUUUUUUUCCGGGUUUUCUCAAUCAUUAUGAAAACCCGUAGGAAAAUCAUAAAAUAACCUCUACUCGAUGCCCCGAGACAACAACGUCUUUCAGAAAAACUGCUACAUCCUAUACGCGGAGCGAGAUUUCUUUUCGAAAAGUUGUUUAUAGGCGCGAAAAUCGUUCAAAAACACACGUCGCAGUAAAACCGACGCGGUCCGAAUCGAAACAUAAACAUUUCACGACAUUUUAACAAUUUAACGUAACAUUUCAAACGUUCUGUAUAAUACAUUUUUCGCGUAUAACAUAAAUACCGCAGGCGUGGUGCAGUCCAUCAAGACGGUGACGCGACGGCAGUCGGAGGAGUUGGCGCGUUUCGCGUUCGAUUACGCUGUGGCCCACGGCCAUCGCCGCGUCACGACCCUGCACAAGGCAAACGUGAUGCGCAUGUCGGACGGCACGUUCCUGAAAGCUUGCCGACGGGUGAAAUGCGAUUACCCGGGCUUGGAGUACAACGAGGAAAGGCUGGACAAGUUUUGUUUGCAGGUGGUCAACGAACCGUGCCAGUACGACGUGCUUCUUACGCCCAGCCUGUACGGGGCGAUCGCCGGCGCGGCCGUUUCCGCGAUGGCCGGCGGCCCGGCCACGGUCCCGUACGCGGCGUUCGGGCCCGACGUGGCCGUGUUCGGUACCAUGUACGACGGGCCCGCGGUCUGUCGGAACGGCGUCAUCGCCAAGCCGGUGAUCAACCCGACGGGCCUAAUCAGGUCGGCCACCUGGAUGCUCCAACACCUGGGCAUGCCCGAAAUUCGGCUGCGUAUCGAGAAGGCCCUGGACGAGACCAUCCGGCAGGGCGUCAAGACCGGCGACAUGGACGGCGUGGCGUCCUGCGAACAGUUCACCAACGCCAUCGUCAAGAACGUCGCUCGUCAAGAACGGUGA